CCAAGUUCACUCUAGAUCUUAGUGACAUUACAUACUCACAUGGUCUUCGUGUUCCCAGAAGCUGUGGUUGCCAGUUGCCACUACCACUGCCACUUCACAGAUCUAAAUCUCCAUUUGACCUAAAUUCAAUUUCUCCACAACCUGAAAAAGCUUCAAUCAUCUCCACAUUCCAUUUUCCAUGGCAAAUGCCUGGAAAAAAGAUAAACCCUCUCGACUACUCUCUCCAAAGUUACUUUUUUUACUCUUCUCUUCCGCUCUCCUCUUACUCUUCCUAUUCUUCGCAUUCCUCGCCCCUCAUCCCUCAAAUCCUAACCCUAAUUUCCUCACUCUCAAUACCCUCUUCUCAAAUUCAAUUUCCCCUUUCGAUUGCAUCAAAUCACCUCAAGCCCACCCCGUCGUCGCAAGCAUCGUCGAAGGCGUUCAUUACCCGUUUCUCUUUUCGCUUUCCGAUUUCGGAAACCUACCUGAUAAGCCACACAAGAACAUCGUGAGAUUGCUCAAAGGGAAACCUUUUCGAAAACCUGAUAUCUCGGUGACUAUUCAGGAGGUUCUUGAGAAGGCUAAGAGUGAGGGAACGAAUGGGUUUGUUGUAGAUGUUGGUGCUAAUGUUGGUAUGGCGAGUUUUGCUGCUGCUGCUAUGGGGUUCCGUGUUCUGGCGUUUGAGCCUGUUUUUGAGAAUUUGCAGAAGAUUUGUGAAGGGAUUUACUUUAAUAGAGUUGGGGAUUUGGUUACUCUGUUUGAGGCUGCAGCAUCAGAUCGUCUUGGUAACAUUACGGUUCAUAAGUUGGUUGGUAGGCUGGACAAUAGUGCGGUUUCUGCCACAGGAGCAAAGAUGGCAUUUAAGUCCAAUGAAGAAAUAGCUUUUCAAGUACGUACUGUUCCACUUGAUGAAGUGAUUCCAACAUCAGAGCGUGUGCUUCUGCUCAAAAUAGACGUUCAGGGAUGGGAAUAUCACGUUCUCAAAGGAGCUUCCAAGCUACUCUCAAGGAAGGGAAGCCGAGCUCCUUAUCUUAUAUAUGAGGAAGAUGAGCGUUUGUUGCAGGCCAGUAAUAGCAGCGCUAAAGAAAUUCGAGAUUUCCUCCGCAGUGUGGGUUAUCAUGAUUGCACCCAACAUGGCACAGAUGCACACUGCACCAAGAAGGAUUGAUCGUAAUCAUGGUUCAGUUUUGCAGCCCCUAGAUGGGAAAUCAACUCAUUCCUAGUUUCCGUCAACACUUUCCAAUUGAUUAACAUCAUGUGUCAGCAAAUUGCUUAGCAGUGAACAAUUUGAUGAAUUGAUUACAGAUGAUGAUGGAAACCGGUUGAGACAGGGCAAUUGCACUGCUAACAGCUAGCUGAUUAACAACAUCAACAUGCAUAAGUAUCUAAUGGACAUUCAUUACCAUCAAUAUGAUUCUUGUGUAGAUGUCCUCGGGUUUUACUUAGGUUUUGUAUACAAGCAUUAAAUUGUAGUCAUUCAUUAAAUGCACGCCUUAUAACAUUGAAACUCGUGUAUCUGACAUAUGGAUAUAAAAGCUUCUCAUGUUUGUUUUGUGAUAAA
Messenger RNA from Cicer arietinum (chickpea), 1540 nucleotides. RefSeq lists its product as uncharacterized. The record is from RefSeq and is a predicted model, not a curated record. Lineage: Eukaryota; Viridiplantae; Streptophyta; Magnoliopsida; Fabales; Fabaceae.